AUGCGUCGCACCCUUUUGAGGCGCCUCAAAGACACCAUGCGUCGCACCCUUUUGAGGCGCCUCAAAGACACCAUGCGUCGCACCCUUUUGAGGCACCUCAAAGACACCAUGCGUCGCACCCUUUUGAGGCGCCUCAAAGACACCAUGCGUCGCACCCUUUUGAGGCGCCUCAAAGACACCAUGCGUCGCACCCUUUUGAGGCGCCUCAAAGACACCAUGCGUCGCACCCUUUUGAGGCGCCUCAAAGACACCAUGCGUCGCACCCUUUUGAGGCGCCUCAAAGACACCAUGCGUCGCACCCUUUUGAGGCGCCUCAAAGACACCAUGCGUCGCACCCUUUUGAGGCGCCUCAAAGACACCAUGCGUCGCACCCUUUUGAGGCGCCUCAAAGACACCAUGCGUCGCACCCUUUUGAGGCGCCUCAAAGACACCAUGCAUCGCACCCUUUUGAGGCGCCUCAAAGACACCAUGCGUCGCACCCUUUUGAGGCGCCUCAAAGACACCAUGCGUCGCACCCUUUUGAGGCACCUCAAAGACACCAUGCGUCGCACCCUUUUGAGGCGCCUCAAAGACACCAUGCGUCGCACCCUUUUGAGGCGCCUCAAAGACACCAUGCGUCGCACCCUUUUGAGGCGCCUCAAAGACACCAUGCGUCGCACCCUUUUGAGGCGCCUCAAAGACACCAUGCGUCGCACCCUUUUGAGGCGCCUCAAAGACACCAUUCGUCGCACCCUUUUGAGGCGCCUCAAAGACACCAUGCGUCGCACCCUCCCCGUCUCUAGUGCUUUGCCUCUUUCCCUGCCCCCUACAAUCCUCUUCUUUCAUAUCUGCUCUCCCUCAUCCCUCCAUUCUGCCCGUGCCAAGCGAUUGGCUCUACACCAUGCAACGCACUCUCCCAUUCUCCUGCCCUCCCCUUUUUUUUUAUUAUCCACUCUCUUCUUCCUGCUUCAAAUGAGUUUCUCCCUCAUCCCUCUCUUUCUCCCACACCCCUCCUCAUCUCCCCUCCCACGCGGUGGUUGGCUCUACGCCAUGCGCCGCACCCUCUCCUUCUCCUGUGCUUCCCCGCUUCCCGUUCUUUCAGUUUUCUUCUUCCUUAUUAACUACAUUUCCCCCCCCCAACCAGGUGGUUGGCGCUACGCCAUGCUUCGCACCCUCCCCUUCUCCUGCCCGCCCUCCGCCAUCCCCCUAUUCGUGAAGGGCUGUGGUUGGCUCUACACCAUGCGUCGCACCCUCCCCUUCUCCUGCCCCCCCUCCGCCAUUCCUCCUUUCGUGGAGGUGGAUCUGUCUGCAUUGGAUGUGGGCCACAAGAUCACCCUUGCUGACGUGGCAAGGCAGGUGGAUCCGCGUCUCAGAUUGCUCCUGGCAGAUGUGUCUCACCCCGUCUGCAAGAUAGCUGGCAGCAGGUCAUUGGCCAAGGAAGCAGCGCCUGCUUAG
Closterium sp. NIES-65 is the source of this 1434-nucleotide messenger RNA. The record is from the annotation of a GenBank genome assembly. Lineage: Eukaryota; Viridiplantae; Streptophyta; Zygnematophyceae; Desmidiales; Closteriaceae.